AUGGAUACAACUGCAGAUACAACUAAGCCUUCGACAACUCCGGCAGAAGAAUCCGCUCUGCGCACGAUAACAGUGGGGGUGCCGGACCAUGUCGCCAUCGAGGCCUCAGUCCCAGAGGUUCGAGUAAUGACAGAAGAGCGCUCUGGGGACUUUGACAAGGACCAUGUCUCUCACGUCGUCAUACAAGUGUCACAAUCGAGACAGGAGGCCAUUUUCAGAUCUGUCGGCUAUCACUACGACUGGAAUUUCCCAGGACCUUAUUGGUGUUUUCUUGGAAAGAUAGCAGCAAAGGCUCUGUAUAAUGACGAAGCAGAGCUCGAAGUGCUCAACUAUAUUCCGGUGGGCAGGCGAGAGUUCAUCGCUUAUACAACAUCCAUGUGGAGGGCUGCAGUCAAGGCAGGGAAAGAAGCAGGAGUGACUGAGUUACCACCGCUCAACGUCAUCGAGGUCAAUUUCAAAAAGCCGCUUCCGGGACAGCCUCUGGAGAUGUUUUGGGUACCUGCCAGAGGCUUAAUCACUGCCAAGAUCAGGCGAUGGAUUGAAGAACCUGACGAAAUAGAUGAGGCCGAAGCAACGGAAUGA
This is a messenger RNA of Diaporthe amygdali, 582 nucleotides long. RefSeq lists its product as uncharacterized. NCBI's taxonomy places the organism in Eukaryota, Fungi, Ascomycota, Sordariomycetes, Diaporthales, Diaporthaceae. The transcript has 3 exons. Bases 1 to 582 code for a protein of 193 amino acids. The record is from RefSeq and is a predicted model, not a curated record.